Messenger RNA from Rattus norvegicus (Norway rat), 747 nucleotides. It is a transcript of the gene Uts2b, whose product is annotated as urotensin 2B. Gene Ontology annotation, cellular component: extracellular region. The record is from RefSeq and is marked provisional. NCBI's taxonomy places the organism in Eukaryota, Metazoa, Chordata, Mammalia, Rodentia, Muridae. Bases 63 to 419 code for a protein of 118 amino acids. The transcript has 5 exons. Gene Ontology annotation, biological process: regulation of blood pressure; blood vessel diameter maintenance.
UGAACUAUCUGCCUUGACUUGAAAAUUUGGUUUCUCUGUUAGAACUGGAAGAGAUUUUUAACAUGAAGUUCUUCUCAACUUCUCUCUGCUUUGGACUCCUGGCUUUGUUGUCUGUGACGACCCUUUUACAUUCUGUACGUGGACGGCCGCAUCUGAGCUCAGGACAUGAGUUAUUUCCAGCUGAAGAACACACGACUCAGGAGAAACUACCGCUGGGUCUGCUGAUCCGAAACCCUGGUUUCCAGAGGCCCGCCCAUGCUGGUGUAGAUUUGCCCAGCAAAGUGGAAGAACUUAGACAGCUAAAGAAGCUGAGAGAAUGGUUUAUGGAGGCAAAGAGUGCUGAGCCGUCCAAUGCUUUAGACAAGCUAUCCUCUUCCCACCCUAUUAAACGAGCUUGCUUUUGGAAAUACUGUGUCUGAGACUUUUCUGAAUAUACCGAAGAAAGGGACACCAAAAAAUUACAUGUGUAUACACGUAUAUUAUGCACAAUAUAUGUAUACAUAUAUACAUAUUGAAGUUUACGUUUGCUUCAAGUGUUAAGAAACUGGCCUUUGUUCUGCACAUCACUUUCUCAUGCUGUGAGCCUGCGCCCGCCUGCUUCUGGCUUGCUGUAUGCUUGUAUGGUGAACAGUGACACUGGCUGAACUCUGGAAUGGAACUGAGAACUGCGUAUCAAAAUGGCUUUGGUGCCGAAACUGGGUGGUUUGAUCUGUUGUAUGCUCGCCUGAAGUCUGCCAUCCUCUCUCA